CCAGAUACAUCCGCCUGCAGCUGCACGUAGUAAACACGCGGGUGGAAGUAUCGAAGAGAACGCCUAGUACCCCUGAAGAGAUCACGUCUUUUCGUUCGAAAGAAAUAAGGACAAUUUGUGGAAAACCUCCCUCCAGGUCCAGGACAAUCGCACUCUAAAGAUCUCAUCGGUGGUGACAAUGGACGAUAUUCAAGUUGUGGAAUCCAAGCCUCUGCUUGUGGACAGAGAAUUGCCGGGCCUGAGGGAGGCUGUUCAGCAGCUCAUGACAAAGGAGGCUGAUGUGGAGACCCCGUUUGGCUCUGUCCACUGCACCAUGAAGGGGGUCCCGAAAGGGGACCGGCCUGUCAUCCUGACCUUCCAUGACAUUGGACUGAACCACAAGAACUGCUUCGACUCGCUGUUCGACCACGAGGACAUGCAGGAGAUCACCCAGCACUUUGCCGUGUGCCACGUGGAGGCUCCCGGACAGCACGCCGAGGCCACCGCCUUCCCUCCCGGGUAUGAGUAUCCUUCCAUGGACCAGCUAUCUGAGACUCUUCCUGUUGUCCUCAAGCACUUUGGCAUGAAGAGUGUCAUGGGUAUAGGUGUUGGAGCCGGGGCCUACAUCCUCGCCAAAUUUGCGCUGGACUACCCAACGAUGGUGGAUGGCCUGAUGCUGAUCAACAUUAACCCAUGUGCGGAAGGCUGGAUGAACUGGGCUGCACACAAGAUCAGUGGCUGGGCCCACGAUUUGCCCAACAUGAUUAUCACCCAUCUGUUUGGGAAGGAGGAAAUUCACAACAACCAUGACCUGAUCGCAACAUAUCGCCACCACAUCCUGCAUGACGUGAACCAGACCAACCUCCACCAUUUUGUGAAGUCCUAUGAGAGCCGAAGAGACCUGGAUGUCGAGCGACCAAUCCCUGGAGGACACAUCCACGCACGAACCCUGAAGUGUUCUACUCUGUUGGUUGUAGGCGACAGCUCCCCGGCUGUUGACGCUGUGGUGGAGUGCAACACCAAACUGGACCCGACAAAGACCACACUUCUCAAGAUGGCUGACUGCGGUGGCCUGCCCCAGGUCGAUCAGCCAGCAAAGCUGACCGAAGCCUUCAAGUAUUUCAUUCAGGGCAUGGGCCACAUGCCUGCAGCCAGCAUGACCAGGCUGGUGCGCUCUCGCACGGCCUCGGGCUCCAGCAUCCACUCCUUCGACGGCAACCGCAGCCGCUCCCACACCAACGAGGGCACCCGCAGCCGCUCCCACACGGCCGAGGCCCACCGCACACACCCCCACGCCGACGGCACCGCAGAGAGCAACGUGGACCAGGCCGUGCCCAAGUCCACCGAGGUGUCCUGCUAAAGCUGUCCCGCCAGGCCCCCUACCCCAGCCCCCCGUCCACUGCCUGCGCUGCCCUGCUCUGCCCGUAAAACAAGGAAAAACGAGGACGGGACGCCACGCCGGUACCUCCUCUCCACUCCCUGCAAGAACAUUCCCAAAGUGUGUGUGUUUGUAGCCCCCAUUUUGUUAUACCAAAGAGAGUCAAGGGUAGGGCCGUUGUGUCUUCUGGAGCUUCGAACGAGACAAGACUGUUACGCGGCGUCACGUUCUAACCGCGCGGUUGAAGGUGAUGCCGUCGAGGAAACAACCAAUACUGUUCACGGGCUGCUUUUUCUGGAGCAGCAACCCCCCCUCCCCACCCCCAGCAGGCAGAGCAGUCUGGCAUGGGCGAUCAUGGAGGAAUGUGUCGGAGAAACCAUCUAAUUCUAAAUUGUCCAGGUCCGAUGACCAACGUACUUUCUCCACUUUAGUGUUUUUAAUUUAGCUUGUGGUCAGUGUUACUGACCCAUUACAGCUAGCUCCUCCUCAGAAAGUGGCUGAUUGAUUUGGCUCUUAACUCUGAACUUGAUAAUGGUCUUGAUGUCGGAUUUAACAUUCGGUUAACAAACAUUCACUUGAAGAUGAAUGAUCUCACAGGGUGGAGAAAUUACGUGUAGAACCACUUGGAUCAAAUGAGAGCAGUCUUGACUAAAUUGCUUUUCAUUCUUAAACCUACAGUACUACAGUCGUUUUGCUGAUUAUCCAGGACUUCUCGAUUACUGUUUUAUGGCGCUGUCUGUCACCUUUUUAAUGCUUUAAAAGAUCUGUCUUUUAACUUCCAGUAUGGAAUGAUUUUAGCCAUCGCUUUUGGGGAAGAUCAUUAAGAGGCUGUUUUUGUCUUCUAUUGAGCUUACUGUCAAUCAGUCAAAAAGGAAAAUAUUGUGCAUUAACUAUUUUGAAAUCAUGUGUUCUAAUUGCAGGAAAACUGCUUCAGGCAAUAGAAAUGUUCUGGUUGUUUAUUUUUUAUAUAAAUUAUAGUUUUUUUCUAUGCAAGUAAUAACAACAGAACAGAAUUGUGCCAUGGAACCAUAAAGUUGCAUUUAACUGUGUUGAUGGUUUCAGGGCUAUGCUAAUCAGAAGAUAAAAUGAUGAAACACUAGGAUACAUUUGACUUCUUACUGAACUCUGAUUUCGCUUUUCCUCGCACAAUGGCAAUUGCUACCAGCUUUCUAGGAAAAAAAAAAAAGAAAUUAGCUUUGUAAAGAUGCAAAACUACCUACUAUAGAUGGGAAGUUUUCUUAAUGACAUAACAUUUGUAUUUAUUAAAAAAAAUAAAAUUUGUAACUGCA
Molecule: messenger RNA, 2646 nt
Organism: Conger conger (European conger)
Lineage: Eukaryota; Metazoa; Chordata; Actinopteri; Anguilliformes; Congridae
Gene: ndrg1a
Product: N-myc downstream regulated 1a
Exons: 16
Coding region: 179-1339 (386 amino acids)
Biological process (GO): signal transduction
Cellular component (GO): cytoplasm
Source: RefSeq, a predicted model, not a curated record